Molecule: messenger RNA, 1485 nt
Organism: Fusarium vanettenii 77-13-4
Lineage: Eukaryota; Fungi; Ascomycota; Sordariomycetes; Hypocreales; Nectriaceae
Exons: 3
Coding region: 1-1485 (494 amino acids)
Source: RefSeq, a predicted model, not a curated record
AUGGCCUCAGCGCUAGGCAUCCCCCCUGGCGUCAGCGCUAUUUUUAGCCUCUUCAUCACGAGGGCCCUCGCGGAGGCCAGGGAGACCACGAAGACCUGGCUGCCCGAUGACGAUAAAUUCAAUAGUUGGCUCGGCUUCUCCCCGUCGAAGGGAGAAUUUUGGCUCACGGGCACGCUAGGAAGAGGAAAAUCGACGAGACUCCGUACUGGAGCUCGGUCACGAUCUCAACGAGAGACAGACCAAAGGCACUUAGCCAAGCUCGGCGUCACAUUAGCCCCCCAACUGGCCGUGAGCGCCCCAGUACUUUCACCUCAAGUCAAGGAUGCGAUCGAUGCCGACUCCGCCAACUCUUAUACCUGGGGUCGAAUAGGCGAAUAUAACACUGUCCCCAGGGAUCUGAAAGAUUAUUCGGUCAAGGCGAAGGUUGGGAAACACCACGUAGACGCCCUGCCAGAUACUGGCGCCCAGUGCAACUUGAUCUCAUUACAACUGGCUGAAAAGGCCGGCCUCGUACCCAGGAAAGGAACUGAACAAGCAAUUCGCUUACCGACCGGCAAACAAGUGUCAUCACCAGGAGCUGUUCGGAUCCCCUUUUCCUUCUUGGGAGAAGCCAAGGAAUACAUGCUGAAAUGCUGGAUUAUUCCAGGGUGCAACAGGGACCUCAUCCUCUCAAGGGAGUUUCUCGAUGCCACCAAGACACUCACGAAGUUUAUUCAUCGCAUCACCUCAAAAAUUAGGAAAGUAACAAGGAGACACCGGCUCAACCUUCUCGGGGAUGAGAGACAGCGGAUUUGGGGGGGCGUCAAUAACUCGCUCGCCCUUGCUCUCCCAGACACUGGGUCAGAUGUCAUGCUUGUGUCGGCUGAGUACACAAGGCGGAAUAACCUUGAUGUCGAGCGAGGGCCGGAGCAUCAGCUCGAGCUUGGAUUCGGCGACGGAUCAACCGCUUUUACCACAGGUGUGGUCCGCAACGCUGAGUGGGCUUUUGGCGACUCGGGACAGAAGGUCCUCUGCGACCUUUACGUCCUGGACGACCUGUCGGUGGAUGUGGUGCUCAGUGGCGACUUUGUCUUUGAGUUCGGAGUGUUUGACAGGUUCAGUCGCUUCCUUGUGCACCUCGACUCGUUGCCUGACUUGUCGGAACUAUAUAACAUUAGGUUGAUCGGCAAGUACAGCCCAGAGCUGCAGAGGCUCGAAACACUCUGCUACAAUGACUUAAAUUCUCCCCAUGCCUUCAGCCCCAGGGCGGUCAAAGCUGAGCGAGUUCGACGCGACCAGAUCAGGGACGCGAUCAAUGCACUCCCCUCGGCAGAACAAGCGGAGUCCUGGGUUGCUGAACAUAGGAGACAGGAGCUCUGGGAAGGGUUUAGAGCCAAGCACCGGCCAAAACAAGGUGCGAUGACUACUUCGUCAGUGCCAUCCUUACGGACAUUGCCCGGACAAUGUCAAAAGCGAGUGAGCGAGCGAGCGACGGCGUUUGGAUAG